CGAAGAACACAUCAUUGCCUGUAUGUAUUACUGUGAUCAUAAUUUCAUCGAGAAUUUUAUAAAAAAUAUAUGGCAGACAGCGUAAAUAUUCAACAAAACAUCUAUCUACAUAUUCGGUGAUGGCUCUUGCGGCAGAAAAGUUAAUCAACAAAGAGAGGUUCAAUGGAGAAAAUGCAUUGCAAUUUUUACUGUAUUUACCAAUUGGAGUUAUUCUGAUGGUGAUCAGAAUAUUCCUGGGUGUGAUAUUAUGGAUUGCAUCAAUUAUAUUGCCCAACAAAUGGGCAGUCAGUCACAUGUUAACUACUUUGGCUUGUUGGACUUUUGGUGUCUAUGUGAAGCUCAAAGGACAAAGAGACCCAAGAUGUAGUGUGUUGGUUGCUAACUAUGUGACAUGUUUCGAUUCUCUUGCAGCUGCACAUGUCUUUGGUACCAUAAGUUUGAAAAGAUGGAAGUUGCCACCAUUUUUCGCAUCGACGUUGGGUAUAAAGAACGCCUCACAAUUUUCUAAAAAGCAACAUUUCUCCGAGGUGCCCACGAAGCCUGUGUUGAUACAACCAGAAAGUGGACCCACGAACGGUAAAGCGGUGUUACGUUUCACAGAUUGGCCAUUCCAGAUUAAAAGCAAUGUGCAGCCGGUCGCCAUCACCGUGGAGCGCGCCUUCACGCGUGCGACGGUGCAGCGGCGCCAGUACAGCGCGCGCUUCCCGUGGCGCGACGCGGCCUGGUUCCUGCUGUCGCCCGCCACCGUGUACACGCUGCACGCGCUGCCGCCGCUGCGCUGGGACGCGGGGGACGUCGGGGACCGCUGCCGGGCCGCCGUCGCAGAGGCGCUGCAGGUGGAAGUGUCGGAGCUGACGUGGGACGAGUUGUUCGCGGGGAGGCGCGUCCGGCCCGCCGCCGACCGCGCCGCCCCGCUCGUGCGCCUCGGGAACCAGGUCAAGGAAGUGUUGCCAGCCGUCCCACUCAAAACUAUUCUCCAGGAUUUAGAAAGAACUGGAAGCGUCGACAUGACGAUCACGAAUUUCCUCGAGGGCGUGACUCCGUACGUCCCCGAAGAUGCGGCCCCCGGACCGCAGCCCGGGCCCUCGGCGCCGCGGUACGUCACGCCGCCGCCCACAGGAACCUUCCCGAAGACGGCCAAGGAACGACAGCUGAGCUUCGAGGAGCGAAAAGCUCAGAUGAUAGCGGAAGCUCGCAGGAGAUAUAUCGAGAAACACGGACUGAACGUUACGUAGGACCCCUAGACUGUCGCGGGCCCGCGCCGCCGCGACCCGCCAACACGAAAUGUCGCCCUUUCUUGAUAUUAAUUUCUUGAAAUAAUUAUUAUAAUUAGAAAACUUACAUUGAUUGUACCGACGUCUGAAACUAAAUUAAGUUAAAAAAAUACGAUUAAUUGUUUAGGAAAUUCGAAAUUGCCUACGAUCUAAGGUUUCUUGAAAUAAUUUUAUCAGUUAUGAAUCGAGUAAAAUCAACGAUGAUUAAAAAAAAAAAAAACAGAAUAUUUUGACAAUUUUAUAUAAUGUUGUCCUUUGGUAACAUUUUCUGAGAGAAGCUUUUUCAUCAACAUUUCGCAAAUCAAAACGAAACUGAAAACAUGGAUAAUCGAAAAUUCAUUGGUUUUUUUUUAAAGAAAUAAUAAUACUAUUGCGACCCUUGACGUAAACUCGCCCAUCCGCGAGGCGUGACGCAGGUGACCUCUAUCUGUCCUGUUCGCACUCGUAACCCGUGACGUCUGUCUGUCCUGCUCGCACUCGUAGCACAGUCGACUGACGCAGAACAGAAUGACGUAACACUGUAAUGUCAUAGAUUUCUAAUUGUCAAAUAAUUAAACUAAUCUUCCUACGCAUGUAGAUAUAGAAUAAUUCGGCCUAAAAGUUAAAAUAUCAUUGCUUCGAGUUCAUAUAGUCUGUAUUUAGUGAAAAUAUUUUUUAAAAGAUUUUAAUGUAUUGUAAAAUAAUCAUAGUUCACAGUUUUAUCGAAUAAGUGAAUACAUAUUUAGUAAUACCGCGUUUAAAAAAGCAAAUUUGUGAUAAACAAAAAUUAAUAAUAAUUUUGUAAUGUUUGUUAAAAAUAUUGACCGUUUUCAUGUCAUUUGGAGGCUAGCACAUUGUUCAAGGCAAUUAUUUCUCGUCGGAAUGUGAAAUUAUCUGUACUAAUUAAGACAUUUUAUCGACUUCCUGCGACAUCAAACUGUGGGCCAGUCUCGCCGUUACAAGCUUAACAUGUAAUUUACUUUAGUAUUUGUAAAAAAAAAAUUAUUGCCUUAAAAAGGAAUAUAAAGGAACAAACAAUUGAACGAGAAAUAUUUUUCGGAUCUUCUUGGCCCGACUAUACUCGAGGUUCUCGCGUUAAAACGUACCCUGGUUUUGCCGUAUCGAUAUGCGCUUGCCGUGCUCACGGGUGCUCACGGAGGCAGUGCAUUUACAUUUUCAUUGGCACGAGCGACAAUUGCGUUUACCGAUUUCCCUGCAUACGUACGGAACUAUCGGCCAUCUUGAUUUUAUAACUCUAAAGAAUCCGUGCCAAUAAUAAUAUAUUAGUGAUAAUUAAUUAGAUACGAAGAUUUGUGUUUAAAUCAUCGAUAAAAUCGCUGCAUCAGCACUAGGGCUGUUCAUUAUCGAUUAUCGCCUUAGGCAUUUCUGAUUUUUUAGUCUCUCUAAGUUUAUAGUUUGUGGACGUGUUUAUGCAGUAAAUAAUGAAGUUAACAUUAAGAUAAAUAAAAAGUCUCGAAGUAAAAUCUUAUUUCCUAAAAUAUACCGAUACGACUUAACUUAGUAGCGUUGAAUUAUUCAAAUAAAUAGUUGAAUUUGAUUAAAUUGUGUUAAAUUUCGUCCGAAAACACAUAUCUUCUUUUAUUAUUAUUAGUAAGCGCUACAAUAUAUUUUUAUAUGUUUUGUCGACAUGAAAGCGCGUUAAUUGUACAGUUACACAUUGUGGUCGGGAAGUCACUUGAGCGAGACUGAAGUUUUCUAAAGUAACGUGCAGUGUGAUCACGAGUGCUCACAGUUAGUAUUCAUAGCACACUGGUUGCCUCAAACCGAUUGCACCGUAUAAUUGUCAUCUGGUGUCUUGUCCCCUGUGUCAUUUUAUCAAUCAUAUUAAAUUUUUCGUGAUCAUAAAAACAUUGAACAUUAAUUUGGUUUCGUGUUUACAUGUAAUAAAAAAUUACGUAAGAGAUUUCAAAUUAUUAUUUUUAUUUUAUAUUUAAAUUUCUUAAUGACUGUAAAUAAAGUUAUUUUGA
Messenger RNA from Bombyx mandarina (wild silkworm), 3241 nucleotides. Its product is annotated as lipid droplet-regulating VLDL assembly factor AUP1. Gene Ontology annotation, cellular component: endoplasmic reticulum membrane. The record is from RefSeq and is a predicted model, not a curated record. Gene Ontology annotation, biological process: ERAD pathway. Gene Ontology annotation, molecular function: ubiquitin binding. Lineage: Eukaryota; Metazoa; Arthropoda; Insecta; Lepidoptera; Bombycidae.